This is a messenger RNA of Panonychus citri (citrus red mite), 1538 nucleotides long. It is a transcript of the gene Dlic, whose product is annotated as cytoplasmic dynein 1 light intermediate chain 1-like. Bases 136 to 1470 code for a protein of 444 amino acids. The transcript has 3 exons. NCBI's taxonomy places the organism in Eukaryota, Metazoa, Arthropoda, Arachnida, Trombidiformes, Tetranychidae. Gene Ontology annotation, biological process: microtubule cytoskeleton organization; microtubule-based movement. The record is from RefSeq and is a predicted model, not a curated record. Gene Ontology annotation, molecular function: dynein heavy chain binding. Gene Ontology annotation, cellular component: centrosome; cytoplasmic dynein complex.
GAAAUUGUUUAUUGUGUUUACUCAUUAAUUGUGUCAGUUUGUCAGAUUCAUCGUGAGCUCUGUGAGCUUAACAGAAUUAAAAUUUAAUUAGAAUUUACUGUCAAUUCUUUUCUCCGUCUAAUUGUUGAAACAAUCAUGGACUUGGUCCUUUCCAUCUUACAUAACGGCAACAGUACACCGACUUCCAACAAACUACCAGCCAACAAAGCGGUUCUGGUUCUUGGCGAUAAUGAAACGGGGAAAACCUCCCUGAUCGCUAAGAUCCAAGGAAACGACGACCCUAAGAAAGGUUCUGGCCUUGAGUAUCAUCAUCUGUUGGUUCGUGAUGAAUAUCGAGAUGAACAAACCCGAUUAAGUGUUUGGGUUCUCGAUGGUGAUCUUUACCAUUCCAAUUUGCUUCGGUUUCCUGUUAAUGAAGAAAAUUUUCCCCACACAACAUUGAUGUUGGUCGCUUCGAUGUCCGAGCCAUGGAAUAUCCUUGAUUCUCUUGAGAAAUGGGCCAAUGUAUUCGGGGGCCACAUCGAAAGGUUGAACAUGAAACCAGAGAAAAUGAAUGAAUAUAGAAGAUCAGUUGUAAAAAGAUAUUGUGAAUACAUUUCUCCGGGUGAUGAGAUUGAGGGACUUGUAUCUGCUCCUAAAUCUCGAAGUGAAUCAAUUAAUGAGAAAAUGGAUCAAUCAACUUUGAGUAACAGUGGAAUUGGUGAAGAGAUUCUCGGAGAAAAUGUAUUAACCAACAAUUUAGGCCUUGAUGUGAUUGUGGUUAUAACCAAAACCGAUUACAUGUCAGUCUUGGAGAAAGACUAUGAUUACAAAGAGGAACAUUUUGAUUUCAUCCAACAAGCAGUUCGCAAAUUUUGUCUCACAUAUGGAGCGUCUUUGUUUUAUGUCUCAGCGAAAGUGAACAAAAAUUGUGAUUUACUUUACAAGAAUCUUGUUCACAGAAUUUAUGGUUUACCGUUCAAAACUCCGGCCUUGGUGGUGGAAAAAGAUGCCGUUUUCAUCCCGUCAGGAUGGGACAAUGAGAAGAAAAUUGCGAUUCUUUAUGAGAAUAUUCAAUCGUGUCUACCUGAUGAUAACUAUAACGACGUAAUCAUCAAACCAGAGACAAGGCAAACAUCUCAAAAAGAUAAUGAAUUAACGGCUGAAGAAGAUCAAAUGUUCUUAUCGAAAAUGCAAGUUCAGCUUAACCAGAAUGUACCAACGGCGAUCACCUCAACACCUCCGUCGCUUAGAACUCCAAUGUUACCCAAAACAGGGGAGAGACGAAUAACCGGAGCUUCACCUUUACCUGGAGUUCAGCUCGAUGGAACCAAGAUUAGUCCCGGCGGAGAAGGAGUUCUUCAGAGUUUCUUCAACAGUCUAUUGAAUCGUCGAUCUGGAGCAGGAAUGGGAUCACCAGGAAGUCUCACCGCAAGUCCUCAAACACCAGGCCCAUCGACCGAAAAUAAGCCAAGACCAGAUAAUAUUUAAAUGUUCACACAAUUAAACAUAAAGAAAAUAAAAAAAACUCUUUUUUCAUCAGGUUUUUUUCCAAUUAA